CAUUAAUCUCUUCACACUGCUGAUUCUUCAGCGUUGCCCUGCAGUGAAACUACCAACAGAAAGAGAGAGGGAGGGAGAACAAUUAUUUCUGUCGUGUCCUUUGAAGAAAGAUGUCAAUUCAUCUGAAAGAAGGGAAGUCUCACAUUUUACCUGACUUUCUACAUCUGAAUGACCUGGCAUGUGAAACAGUAGGAGGAAAGGUUUUAUUUUCAACUGAUGACUUUUUUGCUCCUGCAGAAAAUCUUUUAAAGAAACAGAGACCAGUCUCUCACGCAGAUCUUUUCACUGACUGUGGAAAGUGGAGAGAUGGAUGGGAGACCAGAAGGAAACGAAUUGCAGGGCAUGAUUGGUGCAUCAUUCAACUGGGAGUGCCAGGAAUUAUUUAUGGGUUUGAGGCAGACACAUCUUAUCUUGCCGGAAACUGUGCUCCUCGGAUAUCAAUCCAAGCCGCUUAUUUAAAAGAAGAGGAAAUACAAAUACUGCCACCAAGAGGCAACAGGAUAGGAACUGCAGCUUCAGAAGAAGAGUUCAAAGCUGUUGAAGAGAUGAGGUCAAGUGAAUGGGCUUCCUUGGUCCCUAUGUCAGAGGUAAAAUCAGGAAAUCUUGACACUGGCCACAACUAUUUUUUUGUUACUUCAAACCAAAAAUGGACUCAUAUAAGGCUCAACAUAUAUCCAGAUGGUGCAAUUGCACGUUUAAAAGUAUAUGGCACAAUAUCAAGAGACUGGUCACUUUCUGGGCAGAAUGACUUGAGUGAUUUGGUGGCAAUGGUGAAUGGAGGUAUCUGCGUUGGAUAUAGCGAUGCUCAGUUAGGCCAUCCCCAAAAUAUACUGGGAACAGGACGAGCAAAAUCCAUGAAAGAUGGCUGGGAGACAGGAAGAAGUCUGGAAAGACCACCCGUUCUAAAAGCUGAUGACAAAGGAAACCUCAUUUUACCGGGAAGGGAAUGGGCAGUCUUUCGACUGGGGCAUUCGGGUAUAAUAUCACACAUAGAAAUAGACACCAGUCACUUUAAAGGAAACUUCCCAGACACUUGUACACUUGAGGCCUGUAUUUUGAGCGCACAAGAAGAAAAAGACUGCAUAGCACAAAAAUGGACCGUGAAACAGGGCACAAAAUGGAGUGUCUUGCUGCCUACAACAAAGCUCAAGCCCCAUAGAAGACAUUUUUUUGAUGCCACUGCUAUACAAACGCUCAAUGUGUGUACUCAUGUGAGACUGACUAUUGCCCCAGAUGGAGGGAUAAGUAGGCUGCGUCUCUGGGGCUUUCCACGGACUCCCUCGCACAUGAGCAAGUAAAAACCUUCUGAGAAAAAGGCUCCAGCAAAAUUGCACUUUCAUUGAUAUGCAAAAUUAAUACAUUAAUCUGUAUGUAUAUAUUCAUUGAAUAGUACAUGGUUUUCCACAUGAGUGGGUCAAACACAAGAAUUAGUUAUAGAUGUGCAACAACACCCUAUUUCUCUAUCUGAAUGAAUAAAAUACAUUUUGCAAAUA
This is a messenger RNA of Eublepharis macularius, 1493 nucleotides long. It is a transcript of the gene ALLC, whose product is annotated as allantoicase. Bases 111 to 1298 code for a protein of 395 amino acids. The record is from RefSeq and is a predicted model, not a curated record. Gene Ontology annotation, molecular function: allantoicase activity. Gene Ontology annotation, biological process: allantoin catabolic process. The transcript is spliced from 12 exons. NCBI's taxonomy places the organism in Eukaryota, Metazoa, Chordata, Lepidosauria, Squamata, Eublepharidae.